ACUUGGGCGUAGCUGACACCAGAUCAGAAGUUGCCCAUUGACCAUUGCUCGUACUGACACCAAAUCAGAAGUUGCCCAUUGCUCUUAUGAAAACAAAUCAAGAAUAAAGAAUUCUAUGAAGAGGGCUAUUUUCUUCGAUUAUUAUAUAUAUUUUUCAGCUGAAACCGUGUUUCUACUGCUGAAGACUAGUUCACCUGCGGCUACGAGGCCGACUCGUCACUUACUUACUCCUGCUACUGUUAGCUUAUCAAGAAUAAAUCCUUCUUUCAUCGUUCUUUUCUCCUGCAAAACGUUCCCUUCUUUCUUUUCCUGUUCCUCUGCUCUCUAAUCUUCUCUUUGUAGUGGAAAUGAAGUUGCUUUUUUGUUUGUGUUUGUGGGUGGUGUGUGGCCGAGGACUGCGGGUUAUGGCUGCAAGUAAUGACAGUAGCAGCACGCAGAGGAAGCUUGAUCAAACACCCACAUGGGCUGUGGCUGGUGUUUGCGCUGUUAUGAUCAUCAUCUCUAUUCUCUUAGAAAAAGGUCUUCACAAAUUUGGAACGUGGUUGACAGAAAGGCACAAGAGAGCUCUAUUUGAAGCCUUGGAGAAGGUUAAAUCUGAGCUAAUGAUUCUAGGAUUCAUUUCACUGCUCCUAACUUUUGGGCAGACAUACAUUACAAAAAUAUGUAUUCCCCAGAAUGUUGCAGACACUAUGUUGCCAUGUCGAGCUGAUGGUGAAAAUGACCAAACUGAAGAACAACAUCGCCGGAGGCUGUUGUGGUUUGAACGUAGAUUUCUAGCAGGUGCUGAAACCACUAGUAAAUGCAAAUCGGGGUAUGAACCACUUAUAUCAGUUGAUGGACUGCAUCAAUUACACAUCCUCAUAUUCUUCUUAGCAGUCUUUCAUGUCUUAUAUAGUUUAACUACCAUGAUGCUUGGAAGACUAAAGAUUCGUGGUUGGAAGGAAUGGGAGCAGGAGACUUCAUCCCAUGAUUAUGAGUUUUCAAAUGAUCCUUCAAGAUUCAGGCUGACUCAUGAGACAUCUUUCGUGAGAGCACAUACUAGCUUCUGGACUAGAAUUCCUUUCUUUUUUUAUAUUGGAUGCUUCUUCCGACAAUUUUUUAGGUCUGUUAGCAAGGCUGAUUACUUGACAUUGCGCAAUGGAUUUAUCACAGUUCAUUUAGCUCCUGGAAGUAAGUUUAAUUUCCAAAAAUACAUAAAAAGAUCAUUGGAAGAUGAUUUCAAGCUCGUUGUGGGAGUAAGUCCUGUUUUGUGGGCAUCCUUUGUAAUUUUCCUGCUCCUAAAUGUUAAAGGAUGGCAAGCAUUAUUUUGGGCUUCUAUGACCCCUGUGAUUAUAAUCUUUGCUGUUGGGACAGAGCUUCAAGCCAUUCUGACAAAGAUGGCUCUUGAAAUUGCAGAAAGACACGCAGUGGUGCAAGGGAUGCCUCUUGUCCAAGGCUCAGACAAAUAUUUUUGGUUUGGUCGUCCUCACUUGGUUCUUUUUCUUAUCCAUUUUGCUUUAUUUCAGAAUGCUUUUCAAAUAACAUAUUUCCUGUGGAUAUGGUAUUCAUUUGGGUUAAAAUCUUGCUUUCAUUCCAAUUUCAAGCUUGCUAUAGUAAAGGUUGCUUUAGGGGCUGGGGUCUUAUUUCUCUGCAGCUACAUCACACUUCCACUAUAUGCCCUAGUAACUCAGAUGGGUUCACAUAUGAAGAAAUCAAUCUUUGAUGAACAAACAAGUAAGGCCCUUAAGAAGUGGCAUAUGGCUGUGAAAAAGAGGCACAAGAAAGAAGGGAAGUCUCCAACUAGGACCUUUGGUGGAACUGGAAGUGCAAGCCCAGCCUCAACAGUACACUCUCCUGGUAACAAACUUCACCGUUUCAAAACCACUGGACACUCAACUCGCUCCUACACCUAUGAGGACCAGGAAAUAUCUGAUAUGGAAGCUGAGACAUUGUCACCCACGUCUUCAACCACCAACUUGAUUGUAAGAACCAGUCAGGAUGAUGAAGCAGCCGAAUUAAGCGAACCCCACGACGAAGAAGAAACAAGCCAUGAAGAUGACUUCUCUUUUGUCAAGGCUGCUGUAACAAAAUUACCAUAGAGGCAAAGUUCACUGGGCUUUAUGCCAUGCCACCCCUUUGUACAUUUGGGUCUGAUAACACAUCAAUAUAGGUUUUUUUUUUUUUUUUUUGGCUUAUAAUGAAAUUCAAACUCCAUAUCUCAUUGUUACACCAACGACUUUAAACUUGAGAAUCACUAAGUUUAGCUCAUUACUCAAACUCAAACUUCAUAUCUCAUUAUUUUUUUU
Molecule: messenger RNA, 2285 nt
Organism: Hevea brasiliensis (rubber tree)
Lineage: Eukaryota; Viridiplantae; Streptophyta; Magnoliopsida; Malpighiales; Euphorbiaceae
Product: MLO-like protein 10
Exons: 15
Coding region: 348-2078 (576 amino acids)
Biological process (GO): defense response
Cellular component (GO): membrane
Source: RefSeq, a predicted model, not a curated record